AGCUACGUAGGCAAGGUAUUUGAGAGCAAACGUGAAAGUGCUUUGCAUUUCAUUCUUUGAGUGAGUCCUCCACGGAGGGAAACCUGGGGUAACCAAGCUGCGUCAUAUCCUAUAACGUUUGUGGAGCCGCCGUACCUGAGCGCCGACGAGAGGGCACGAGAGUUCGUUGGGCUUGACGCCGCGCCGUUCGUUGGCUGCACAUUCCUGUGCUCCCCUUCUGCGGGGGAAAAGCGUACGUAACAAGCACCUAACAUACCUCGUGCCAGCGCAGACAUCGAAUCGAGAAGUUCUUUCCAGUGCAGCGAGGCUUGAUUCCCCACACUGCUUGCUGAAUUGGAUAUCGACGGCCACCAACAUAACACACCCACCACCACCGGGAUUCUUUGUUCAACCGCCAUGGAGCCCCAGACCCACGCAGAGAAGCUCGUGCUGCCGCACCCACCGUUCGAGUCACCGGCUUUCCACCUCCUCGCUGCGGCCCUAACCUUUUUGCUGCCCUUCCUGACGCUCGUCUACAUCCACGCAGACUACAAGGCGUUUCUCUCCCUCGGCCCAGGCGGCACACCAGCCACUCCGCUCGGCUACGCCAAAAUCAAACUCCUCUCCAUCCUCUGCCUGCGCGACCCCCUCCGCCCGGCGCACAUCCCCCCACACUUCCGGCCCCAGCGCGGCUACCUUUCCGCAACCUCCCUGCCUACCCGCCCGGGCAGGCGCCCCGUCGUCCGCGGCAUUGCACCCCAGCGCCAACAAACACAAAAGUCCACCUGCGAGAUCUACACUGCGCUGGUCGCCGCGAUGCGCGCGCUGAUCGCGGACCCCGCGAAUUGUCUGCUCGAACGGACGAGCUGCUUCGAGAAGCACAGCUCCGGCAUCUUUGCAAGCACGCCUAUUACAAGGACGUGCGGCGGCGAAGUGUGCCAUGCACACCCCUCCGACGGCAGUCUGCACAUGACGCUGCACCCUGCAGAUGCGAAGAUCGUGCUGGAGCGCGGCUGGGGCGAGCGGCAUCCGCUCGCGCGGGGCGGGUGGUGCCGACGUUUUGUGCCCAAGGAGUUCGUGCUGAUAUAUGCGCCGCGGAGUGUGGAGGAGGUCGGGACGGUGAUGCAGAUUGUGGGGGCGGGCGUGUGGUGGGUUGCCGGCAUCGAUGUACGACGGGAGGGGAGCGAGAGGCGGGACGAGAUGGCGGGAAUGGAGGCGUUUGUUAGGGGCGGGGGUGUGGAUUGUCAUGCGUGUCGGGUGCAUGGAUGCGGUUCGAAGAGCUUGGAGGGGUCGAUGGCUGGGAGUGCGUGAGCUGUAGUACAGAUUGAAAGCGAGACAGCAGAAGAUGUAGAUUGAUGACCGGGAGGUGGGUUUGGGGAUUCUCUGGCGUUUUAGCAAAGCAUAUGUCGGCGCAUGGCGUUGGGGAUACCAGAAUGGCAGAAAGAUAUCCAUCGUACAAAUUCAUUGCAUUUUAAAGGUUCGCCAUCUCGAGGGUAUCAAAACACUCGCUCAUUCCCACUGCUCUUCUCUCCGCACAUCUAUUUCUUCCCACCCGUCUUAACCCACUCCGCGUACUCCUUCCUCUUCCCGC
Messenger RNA from Paraphaeosphaeria sporulosa, 1570 nucleotides. RefSeq lists its product as uncharacterized. Bases 397 to 1290 code for a protein of 297 amino acids. The transcript is spliced from 3 exons. The record is from RefSeq and is a predicted model, not a curated record. NCBI's taxonomy places the organism in Eukaryota, Fungi, Ascomycota, Dothideomycetes, Pleosporales, Didymosphaeriaceae.